Messenger RNA from Marasmius oreades (fairy-ring Marasmius), 642 nucleotides. RefSeq lists its product as uncharacterized. The record is from RefSeq and is a predicted model, not a curated record. Lineage: Eukaryota; Fungi; Basidiomycota; Agaricomycetes; Agaricales; Marasmiaceae. The transcript is spliced from 5 exons. Gene Ontology annotation, molecular function: iron ion binding; oxidoreductase activity, acting on paired donors, with incorporation or reduction of molecular oxygen; heme binding. The coding region runs from base 1 to 642 and encodes 213 amino acids.
AUGCGAGUUGUGUACGGACAUCAAGUGAAAUCCGACGACGACGCAUUCAUGCAACUUGCAAACAGUUUCGUAGACGCUGCUUCCAACUCCGGACCUAUAGGGAACACUCCAGUUGACCUCUUUCCCUGGCUGCGUUACUUCCCCUCUUGGUUUCCAGGUACAUACUACGCCAAAAAGGCGCGGUCGUGGUACAAAACUAUUCGGAAGAUCUACGAUAUUCCUGUCGAAUGUGUUCAGGUUGAGAUGAAAGAUAGGACGGUCACAAGAUCAUUCGUCUCGGAUAAACUGGAGGAGCUACGCGACGUCGAUAUCACUGGCCCAGAAGUACUCGGCCUCGAGGAGGUCAAAGGUGCCGCGGCCACCUUAUUCACUGCUGGGCAAGAGACGUCUUACAACACACUGACAGGGUUCAUGCUGGCCAUGAUUCUCAACCCCACCAUUCAGCAACGAGCGUAUGAAGAGAUCGCUACAGUUGUCGGCCAAGACCGUCUUCCAGACCUGAGCGACCGCAAAUCGCUUCCGUAUCUGGAAUGUAUCCUUCACGAGACCUUCCGGUGCGUGCGUUUCAUGAGGGCGAGUAAUUGUCGCAAGGUGGCAUAUCGCGCUUCCCUUGGGCGUUCCUCAUCGGGCUCAGCAAGAUGA